GCACAGAAGAAGGGCCAAAAGGUGACCAAGAAGUUCAUCAUCAACGCCACCCAGCCCACCCAAGACCGCAUCUUCGACCCUUCCGCUUUCGCGACUUUCCUCCAGCAACGCAUCAAGGUUGAGGGCCGCACCGGUAACCUUGGCGACAACAUCACUGUCUCCAACCUCGGUGAUGGACGAAUUGAAGUUGUGGCUCACCAGGAGCUUUCGGGUCGUUACUUGAAGUACUUGACGAAGAAGUUCCUCAAGAAGCAGCAGCUGCGCGAUUGGCUUCGUGUUGUCAGCACGGCCAAGGGAGAGUACAGCCUCAAGUUCUUCAACGUUGUUGGAGAUGAGGCUGAGGAUGAUGACGAGUAG
This is a messenger RNA of Sphaerulina musiva SO2202, 357 nucleotides long. Its product is annotated as ribosomal protein L22e. Gene Ontology annotation, molecular function: RNA binding; structural constituent of ribosome. The annotation marks the transcript as partial. The transcript is spliced from 2 exons. Gene Ontology annotation, cellular component: ribosome. Lineage: Eukaryota; Fungi; Ascomycota; Dothideomycetes; Mycosphaerellales; Mycosphaerellaceae. Gene Ontology annotation, biological process: cytoplasmic translation. The record is from RefSeq and is a predicted model, not a curated record.